Nipponia nippon (crested ibis) is the source of this 439-nucleotide messenger RNA. Lineage: Eukaryota; Metazoa; Chordata; Aves; Pelecaniformes; Threskiornithidae. The record is from RefSeq and is a predicted model, not a curated record.
AUUAGUGUCAUCAUGAUUCUGCAUCAGAUUCUGCGACUUUCUUCCAUUUUUCGCUCUGCUGUUUCCAUUCACUUGCGCAGAAACAUAGGGCUUUCUGCUAUUGUCUUUAAUAAGACAAAAGAGCUCGAUCCAGUUCAGAAGCUCUUCGUGGACAAGAUCAGAGAAUACAAUACAAAGAGCAAGCAAGCUGGAGGGCCUGUGGAUGCCGGCCCUGAGUUUCAGAAGGACAUGAAUGAAUCCCUUGCUAGACUUCAGCGGGCGUAUGGUGAGGGAGACCUAACCAAGUUUCCAGAAUUUAAAUUUGAGGAGCCCAACUUUGAGGAGACUCCAAAGUGAUCUCUGUAGGUUGUGCAGCAAACAGCAGUGUACAUCAAUGGAGUUGCUGAACAUGGCACCAGUUGUAACUUAAUAAAUGCAGUGUUUCAGUUUGAUUUCAGAA